Messenger RNA from Dujonia railenensis, 873 nucleotides. NCBI's taxonomy places the organism in Eukaryota, Fungi, Ascomycota, Pichiomycetes, Serinales, Debaryomycetaceae. The record is from the annotation of a GenBank genome assembly.
AUGAAGUUCACCACUCUCGCUUUUUCUGCUGCAUAUAUUUCUUCUGUCUUCGGUUACGCCUUUCAAAUUUACCCUUUCACUGUGUCAACAGAUUCAACUGUAGAUAAUAAUUAUUUAACUAUUACAUACAAAGGAAAUGUUGAUGCACGCAACGACAUUUCAUAUGGAAAGAAAUUUGGCAUUUUCUAUUACGACAUUGAUACUAAAGAAAUUUAUAGUGCAGGUUCGGAGAAACCUUACGCGGUGAAAGACUACGUAGGACCCAAGACCUAUUUGACUAUUCAUAAUGGAUACCUUGUCGCUGGCAGCACCCCUGCAAAAGCAGAACUCAUCAACUCAGACUUAUACAUUGAGGGUAAUGAUCAGUUUUAUGUCUUAAAUGGACUUAUCUAUGUUUCUAAUAUUGCAGGCAGUACUCCAACCAAGCUCAAAGGUUUUAUUAGCGGUCUCUUACCUGAUCCUAAUUCAGUCCCCCCUUCUUCGCCUGUGCCUCCUUCAUCACCUACUCCGACUCCAUCAGGUUACACCAAUACCACUAUUACAACUACCUUGACUUACACUGAGGGCCACACUACUGUGGUUACAGUCACUACUUGUCCUCCAACAGUCAUAGACUGUCCAGCCAGACACACACCACAAGUUAUUACAACAGUUAUUCCAGUAACCAAGACCACCACGUACUGUCCAGCAACUACUACCCCAACGUAUGUACCAUACACAGAGUAUACAGAGUAUACGGCAUACACUCCUACUAUUGCCGGUGAAUCUAUCGUUAAGACAACAGCACCGGUGACUGAAGUCCCCAAUGGAGCCGUGAAGGCAGGCUCUCUCUAUGGAAUCGGAAUACUUGCCGCUGCAGCCUACUUGUUUUAA